Molecule: messenger RNA, 1343 nt
Organism: Silurus meridionalis
Lineage: Eukaryota; Metazoa; Chordata; Actinopteri; Siluriformes; Siluridae
Gene: ca14
Product: carbonic anhydrase XIV
Exons: 11
Coding region: 187-1269 (360 amino acids)
Cellular component (GO): plasma membrane
Molecular function (GO): carbonate dehydratase activity; zinc ion binding
Source: RefSeq, a predicted model, not a curated record
GUCAAACACAUUUUUGUCAGAGGCCAGCACUGGGCACAUGUUCUCACACUCGUUUCCCACAUUACAUCUUCACUGUAUGAUCCUUCUCUCUGUCUACAUCCCCAGACGUCAACCUUCAUCCAGACGAAUAUCUUUUUCUUUCCCCGGUGGAUUGAGGGUAACUUCCAGGAACCCUGAUGAUACACCAUGGACCUGGUCGGCUGGCUUGAUGUGGCUAUUUUGCUUUCACUGUUGCAGUGCAUCAAAGGCACAGGGACAGCCAAGCAAUGGACCUAUGCAGGUGCUGCAGGUCAGUCUGAAUGGCCAGUUUUGUUCCACGAGUGUGGAGGGUCGUCUCAGUCCCCCAUCAACGUAGACACUUCGGAAACUCGGUACGACCCAUCCCUUCCUGAGAUACGGCCGCUGGGAUAUGAGCAGUAUGGCCACGAACCCUUCACACUCUCCAACGACGGCCACACGGAGUCUUUUUCUCGCUCCUUUUUGGCAGUGAUGAUCCUGUUGCCAAGCUGGAUGGGUUUGGCCGGGUUGCCAUGGCAAUUUAGUGCUCUUCAGCUCCACCUGCAUUGGGGGAAUGGAGUAAGUUUGGCUACGGGAAGCGAGCACACAGUCGAUGAACAGAGUGCUUCUGCAGAGCUCCAUGUUGUGCAUUAUAACUCUGCAUUGUAUUCCAACGUCACUGGAGCCAAAACUCGAGAAAACGGACUGGCCGUUCUUGCGGUUCUUAUCGAGGCAGGUGAGGAGACCAAUCAGGCAUACGCUAACAUCUUGAACUACCUAAAUCGCAUCAGGUACGCAGGUCAGAGUACGCUUAUCCCGGCGUUUGAUGUGAGAACCCUGCUCCCGAAAGAUCUGAGCCGUUAUUUCCGCUACAGUGGCUCGCUCACUACUCCUCCCUGCCACCAGAGUGUGAUGUGGACUGUCUUUGAUGAGAAGGUCAAGGUCUCUUUCUCCCAGUUGCUGAAGUUGGAGACAGUGCUGUACUCUGAUUCUGCCGAACGCAAUCCACUCCAGGACAACUAUCGCACCAUACAACCACUCAACAAUAGGACAGUGCUUUCUUCUUUCGUCCCUGUUUCUGCAAACAUCUACACUGCUGGUAAAAUCUCAGCUAUUGUAACAGGCGGUCUGUGUGGGUGUGUAGGCUUGGCCUUGAUUCUUUACUUCAUCAUAAAGGCAAUUCGCACUAAAGACACCGCCAGGGAUGUAGCAUUGAGGACAACCUCUGACGCUGGGACAAAUGAAGAGGCCACUCCACAGUCCAAACCAUGACCUUCCACAUCUGAACUUUCACAGUCUGCCUCUACUGGCCAUUCGGUCAAACCCUAAAUACGCAUCCAUUUAUA